Pygocentrus nattereri (red-bellied piranha) is the source of this 3560-nucleotide messenger RNA. It is a transcript of the gene irf2, whose product is annotated as interferon regulatory factor 2. Gene Ontology annotation, cellular component: nucleus. The coding region runs from base 202 to 1230 and encodes 342 amino acids. Lineage: Eukaryota; Metazoa; Chordata; Actinopteri; Characiformes; Serrasalmidae. Gene Ontology annotation, molecular function: DNA-binding transcription factor activity, RNA polymerase II-specific; RNA polymerase II cis-regulatory region sequence-specific DNA binding. The record is from RefSeq and is a predicted model, not a curated record. The transcript has 9 exons. Gene Ontology annotation, biological process: immune system process; regulation of transcription by RNA polymerase II.
AGCUCGAGACGGGAGGGGAUUUCCACCGAACACUGUUUCCUUUACUUGUUUUGCUUUCGAUCUGGAUACCGAAGUCGGUUUAAUUUGAAGUUUCCCUUUUUGUUAUCGACGCUUACGAAUUAAAAGACAGUCUGUUCGCAUCCUCGGCGACAUUAUUUGCACAUAACCGAGGCCGAAUUUCUACACAUUGCACAGGCCACUAUGCCCGUGGAGAGAAUGCGUAUGCGGCCAUGGCUUGAGGAACAGAUAAACUCAUGUAAAAUACCAGGGUUGAAAUGGGUUAACAGGGAGAAGAGAAUUUUCCAGAUUCCAUGGAUGCAUGCUGCACGGCAUGGCUGGGAUGUGGAGAAAGAUGCUCCUCUUUUCCGAAACUGGGCCAUACAUACUGGCAAGUAUCAGCCAGGGGUGGACAAGCCCGACCCUAAAACAUGGAAAGCAAACUUUCGCUGUGCUAUGAACUCCUUGCCUGACAUUGAGGAGGUGAAAGAUAAGAGCAUCAAAAAAGGAACAAACGCCUUCAGAGUUUACAAGAUGCUGUCAGCGUCAGAGAGACAGUCAAAGAGAGGAAAGAAGAGGUUAGAUAAGGAAGUAAAGAUAAAGGAGGAGCAGCAAUGCCCAGUGUCCUCUGCCUGGGAGAGCACCAAUGGCUCUGCAAUGAACAUGGGAGCAGGAGCAGUCACAGUCAAACAGGAAGCAGACCAACCAGCAGCCACAGAAGUUGGUGGCCGUAGCCCCUUGGAAGACCACCUGAUCAUCCCGGAGGUGUGUCAGACAAUCGAGGUGAUGACGGAGAACGAGGAGCAGGCAGUGAGCUCCAGCCACCCCUACCCUCUCCAGAUCUCUCCAGUGUCCUCAUACGGAGAGAGCGAUACUGACAGUGUGCAGAGUGAAGAAGACUCCAAAGAGCAUGUGCAAUCAGGUGUAUGGGGAAUGAAUGCUGUGGAUACAAAGCCAGUCAUGGGCAGCUCUGUGAUGCGAACCUCCUUGCCCAGCAUGUCCACAUUCAUCACCCCGACCAAGCCUAACUUUAGGAUCACUGCUGUCCAGGACCCCUCUCCUCUUUCCCUUCACGGCACCCACAGCAGUGUGGGAGCAUGGAGUAUCCUGAACCCUUCGACUCAUCCUCCUUCACACCCUCCAGGGCCCUCCAGCCAACCCCCAAGCCAUGAGAAACGAGCCAGCGUCAUCAUGAAGACCUCAGACGUCUCCAAAUCUGUCAAGAGCUGCUGAGGAAGGCUGUUGGAACCAUUUCCUGAGCCUGAGGUUGCCUGGCUUCGGCGGAGGCUAUACUGGACUUUAAGACAUAGCAGAGACCUGGGCGACUUAAUUAAGUUGCCGCCAAAUGAGGAUCUCACAGCGGACAUAAACUGUCAUAAAGGAUGUCGAGCUGGUUGAGUAGUUAGUGAGGAUAAUUGUCCUAAUACAGGGCAAAGUGCAUUGUACAAUGCAAUUCUAGGCCUUAAAUUCAGGGAGAAGUCCAGUACAGUACAGUACAAUGACUCGGAUCUCAAAACUGCCAUUAUCAUGAGGUGUUUGCAUCUCUUGUGGAAUCUGUAUAUAGAGGAGAGUCAGUGGCAUCAGCUUUAGCACCUUAUAGAAAAGCACUGAAUGAGAUCAUCUGUGGCCUUUUUUUACUUUCUCCGCAGCAUGUUGACUGUGGAAUACACUUCUGUGAGAGGAUUUUUUAACCUGUGGCUCAGCAACCAAAGACUGCACUUGACAACACGAUAUCUGAACUCAAAACCAGUCAUAGGCCAAUAUAUUGGCGGGUCUAAAGGGAAUUUUAUUUUAAAGAUUUUUUAUUGUUAUUUUUCUCCCUAAAAGUUUUGAUUUGUGAUUAGUGGAUGUGAACAACCAAAAGCACUUAUUUUAUGUUUUUCAUAAAAGAAAGUACAUGAAUAUUAUGCUUUCUACUGUAUGUGUGAACAUAAAUGUACAUUUAAACAAAUUUUGCUUCAUAGUGCUGCGAAAAAGUAUUUGCCCCAGGAUGAUUCUCUGCAUUUUUUGGCGUAUUUGUAGAGACAAUUUAACCAGCAUUUAUUGUUAGCCUUGACCACAAAGACAAAAACUAAAUAAUUACUUCUUUAAUUUAUGCAGCCAAAAAAGUAAUUGCCCCUUCAUGCCACCCUCAGCAGCAAUGGCAACAACAGCAAAUGCUUUUGGCAUUUACAGGGCUCAGGGAAAACUGGGGGACGUUUGGCCUUUUCUUUCAUGUGUGACUGUUUUAAUGUUUUUAACUGUUUGCAACUUUUGGGGUUCAUGCCACUGAAUCAGAGCAGGUUUUUAAAAAACUGCAUGUUUUGUUUCAUUUCUUUUAUGGACCAUUCUAGUGUGCACAUGUAUGCUUUGGGUCAGUUUCCUGUUGUGUGACUGCUUUUUCUGCAGCUCACAGGCUUUGUAGUCUCCUGCCAAAUUCUUUAUAGCUGAGCAGAAAGUCAUAAUACAGCAGGAAAAGCAGCUCCAGAAACAAUGACAUUUCUGCCAUUAUGCUUCAACGUUGACCAUUUUUACUGUUGAGGAGAACCUAUUUUUGUCCUCUGUCCAAAAGACAUUGUUGAGGAUCAUGUGGGUGCUUCUGGGCAAACUUGAGACUUAAAUUCCAUUUUUUUGCUCGGCGUCUUUUUUUUUUUUUUUAAAUCAAAUCUAGGAGAGUUAUAAAUAAUCACUUUUUGUGUUUUUUAUGUAUGAUUUUGCCAAGUCUGACACUCCUGGAAAUUUUAGUACUGUUCCGAAUGCGUGUCUGGCUACACACCUAAAAAGAUGGUUCUUCAAGAGUUCCUUAGUAAAGGUAAUGGCUCUAUUUAGAACCAGAAGUUAUCUAUAAAUCCAUUUCAUGCUUGUAUUUUUCUUUGCCUAGUGUAAUUGUUCUUUAGAUUGAAGACGAAUGUGUUUUAUAUGGUUCUAUAUAGAACCUUUUGUGAAAAUGCUUGACAUUGUAACACCAGAAGAACCUUUUUUUUUGGUUCUAAAUGGAACUAUUACCUUUACUAAGGAACGUUACUUGAACAACCAUCUUUUUUAAGAGUGUGGGCAGCACUGGAGCCACAUUGCCUCGGAAGUGACUGUUCUUACUGAUUGGCAUAAGCAACUUUUCAUGAAGCCAUUAUGUAUUAAAUGAAUACAGAGCCAAGACUGAAUCUCAAGAGAAAUUAUUAUCACAGGACGUGCAAAUUGUGCUUUGAAUCGGGUUGAGUUGAAUGAAGGUGGCAAUUACUUUUUCAUGCCAAAUGAUCACGUAUGCAAUUUUACUGCACCUGAAAAAAAAAAAACAACUCACAAAGCUGUUGUGUCAUUUUUUUCUACUUACUGCAAAAAUCACUAAACAUAUUCGGUGCAGGAUUGUGUACAUGCAGAAAAUCAGACAGGUGGCAAGAACUUUUGCACAUUACUGCAUGUCUGUGGCUGUGUAUGGAAGCUUGUGUUCACCUAAGUGAAUGUGUCUCUAAACACAUUCAUUUGCUCCUCAAUCCUGUGGAUCACUGAAUAUCUAAUCUAUAAGAUCAUGUUAUGUAAAGAAAUGAUCUCCUGACAAUAAAUGUUAAACACUGCUUGUUUCAGAA